UGAACAAAACAGUCUUAUUUUGAAAGGAAUCCCCGGAAGCGCUGUUAGUGUUUCGCUAUGUUUUGUGGCUCCCUGGGGAAAGUCAAAACCCCGGCAUUUUUCACUUCUCUCGUGUCUUCUCUGCUCAGUUGUCAGAUCAGCUGCAGUAGUCGACGGGAGAACGGCUAUCAUUUGUCGUGCCUUAACUUGCGCAUCUAAAGCGAAGAGGUGCCAGUUUGUUAGCUCACCAUGGAGAACCGAAAGCGACCAUUCGCAGCGGUUUCAAGCCCAGACGAUAGCUUCAAAACGCCGGAAAAGAAAGUGUCAGUGGUCCGGGUGUCGGAUUCGGACUACAUGCAGUGGGGAGUGGAGGAAAUGUGCCGGUACCUGCGAAGAGAAGGUCUUGGAGAAUGGAUAGACACAUUCAAGGCGCAAAAAAUCACAGGUGUCGGGCUUCGGGAUCUCAGGGAUGCUGACCUGGAGAAGAUUGGCGUAAAGUGUCUGGGUGACCGUCUGCGGAUCCUAAACAGCCUCAGAAAGCUGUGGCAGAUUGAAACUGAGCCAAGCAAGGUGUUUAACGAUCCUAUCCACGGGCAUGUGGCAUUACACCCGCUUCUCAUCAAAAUCAUAGACACACCUCAGUUCCAAAGAUUGCGAAACAUCAAGCAGCUAGGAGGGACCUACUUUGUCUUUCCCGGAGCGUCCCACAACCGAUUCGAACAUUCGCUUGGUGUGGGUUACUUGGCUGGACGGCUUGUAAAAGCUCUAAACGAGAGGCAGCCAGAGCUCCUUAUCUCUCGCAGAGACAUCUUGUGCGUGCAGAUUGCUGGGCUGUGCCACGACCUGGGACAUGGACCAUUUUCCCACAUGUUCGAUGGUGUGUUCAUCCCCAAAGCACGUCCUGGUAUAACCUGGAAGGUACUGAACUCUGUGGCACAAAUGUUAAAUGAAAACAGCAUGUUCAUGCUUUUGUUUUUUUUGUCUGUUUGUAUAUUUUUUUGCAUUCGAUAUUAUCGAUCAUCUCCACAGUGGCCGUAUAAAGGCCGUCAAAAAGACAAGUCCUUCCUCUACGAAAUCGUGGCCAACAAAAGGAAUGGCAUUGACGUGGAUAAGUGGGACUAUUUUGCAAGGGACUGUUACCACCUGGGCAUCAAUAACAACUUUGAUUAUAGCCGCUUCCUAAACUUUGCCAGGGUGUGUGAGGUGGACGGACAGAAGCACAUCUGCACUCGAGACAAGGAAGUGGGAAAUCUAUAUGACAUGUUCCACACCAGGAACUGUCUUCACAGAAGAGCCUACCAGCACAAAGUGUGCAACAUUAUAGAGAAUAUGAUCACAGAGGCUUUUUUAAAAGCAGACACACACCUUCAGUUUGAAGGUAAAGAUGGGAAGAUGUUCACGCUCUCCACUGCCAUUGAUGACAUGGUGGCCUACACCAAGCUGACAGGUGUGUAUGAAGAGUGUUUUAGUGUUAUUGUCAUGGAUUAUGGGAUGAAGGAGAAGAACCCCAUCAACAAUGUGCGUUUCUAUUGCAAGAACGAUGUGACUAAAGCCAUCCAGAUACGCAAGAAUCAGGUGUCUAAAUUUCUUCCAGAGCACUUUGUUGAGCAGCUGAUCAGGGUCUACUGUAAGAAGACAGAUGAUAACACUUUGGAGGCUGCCAAGAAGCACUUUGUUCAGUGGUGCAUGGACAGGAACUUCUCAAAGCCUCAGGAUGGAGACAUAAUAGCUCCAGAGCUGACUCCUCUGAAACCCAGCUGGUCGAACAACGACAACGAUAGUGAAGAGGGCGCAUCCACAGAAGCAAACUGUGUCAAUUUAAAUGGAAAAAAGACGGCCAAAACUAAGCUUUUCUAGUGAGAGAGGGAGAUUUUACAUAUGGAGAAAGAUCAGAUGAAACAGUGUGCUAUAUUUUUCUGUAAGGAGUGUGCUGAUGAACACAGCAAGUUGUUUUAUAUCAAAAAGGUUUAAAAUAUUCAAAAAGAGAAGAAGCAUAGAUGUCUUUCAGAACUUCUCAGGGUUUUUUGUUUGUUUGUUUUUUGGUUCAGUUUUGUUUGUGAAUAUGGUUUUAAUUUAGACUUCUCUGGGGGGAAAAAAGGUCUUAUCAUGUCAUUAGAUACCAAAUGAUGAAUCAGGUCAGUUCAAAUGUUACACAGACUACAUUUCAGGGCAGUAUAUCUUAUAGCUGGGAUUUAGGUAUUUUAUUCAGCUUCAGCUAAAGUUUGAGGCUGUUUUCAGAACUCUCAGGCUUUCACGCACAAAAUGUUACAUAUGAAUGUGUGAUGAUAUUUAAAGUGAGCAUUUGUUUUUACUCUUGGGGUUGUUUGGAGAGUUGGUUUGAUUUUUACUUUGAAUGCGUGUGUUUUUCUCUAUUUUUGAGUGUUUUGUGGUGUUUUAUUUAUUCUCCUUAUUGUAUCUCAGAUUGCUCACUGUCAUCUUCACCUCAAAGUUCAGUGCGACAUUUUAUUGGUAAUGUGUUUGGGAUGCCUUUUAAAAUGAUUCUUCUCUUGCCACAAUAUGGGGCAUCAUCAUCAGAUUUUUGCUGUGUUUAAAAAUACAUGUAUUUUUAAAACAUGCGAUUUAAAACAAUCACAAUGAUGGAGAUAAUCCUGUCAAAAUAAAUACUUUCCUUCAACCAU
Neolamprologus brichardi is the source of this 2618-nucleotide messenger RNA. The record is from RefSeq and is a predicted model, not a curated record. NCBI's taxonomy places the organism in Eukaryota, Metazoa, Chordata, Actinopteri, Cichliformes, Cichlidae.